CACACACACACACGCACGCGUGUGUGCUCACAAAGGGGAAGGCUCUCUUGUCUUGACAGCCUUCACAAAGCUGGUGGAGGCUUGGACUGAGCAGUCACUUUGUGAGCUGUGACCCAGCCGUGCACAGUUAGCCGUGGGUCAGCUGAGCGAGGGCCCCAGGCAAUUGCUGAGUGACUGGUGGGGCAGAAAGAGGAGGUGACGUGCAGGCAAACAGAGCUUGAAGGUCUUUUGCGGGACUUUUUGAAAGUGAUCUGAAGGUGAAAGAACAUUGGCUGGGUGGCUCCUGUACUUUACUAAGUCAAACUUUUCUCCACCACUACAACUCACAAGGACCUUGUGAAUCCUCUCCUGCCCAGUUGGCACCUGUGACACACUCUGAAAAGCCUAAGGAUGGAAGCCAAUGAAAUUGCAGACUUGGACCAUUCAGAUGCACAGACUGUGUGUGAGGCUCUUGGCCGCUAUGAGGACACCUUAAGGGAUGCAGUGAGGGAGAUCCACAUGGACAUCAACAUUUUCAAAAAGGGAGUGGAGCAGCGUAUUGAAGACACCUUGAGGCUGGUCAGUCCACUGUCCCGCACCGUCUCUGAAUUGCAACAGGAAAACCGGCAACUCCGCAUGCAGCUGGAAGCACUGAUGAGGCAGGUCCAGCUGCUAACAGGGGCUGCAGCUGCAGAGAGAAAUGGUAACACUGGCUCUGCUUCACCGGCAUCUCCACUGUCUCCCACCUCACCAACUUCAGCAUCACUGGCGGCAGCAUCCUCAGGAGGGGCCUCGGCAACACGCUACGCAAGCCGUGCCACCUUUGCCAUCAGCAGCAAGACAAAUAGCAUAGAACGUGAGGAAGCAAAUGAAGCAGAGUCGGAUUCAGUGUCCAGCAUGAGGGUCAUGGCAAAUGGACAUAGCUUCCACCCUGACAAUUCCAGGGCCCAACAAGAUGCAGCUUCUUCAUCAACAUCAACCUCACAGGAACACACACCUUCAAUGGCAACAAGCAAACUACAUUUGCCUGUCUCUGCCACAACCAAGGCUUCUGAGCAAAGUGGGACCAUGAGCAGCCCAGAGUCCCCCAUUUCAGGGAUAAACAGAACCCCAGAGAGAUUCCACGGUGAAACGCCUCCUUUAUCACCACUGGCUAAACCUGAGUACUUGAGUCAAUCAGCAACUGGCUUGAACCAAAAGGAGACUGAAAACAGCAGCCAGUCAGUGAAAGUAUGGGAUCCCAGCCCCAUCAAGACCAUGGGCAUAUCCCGUGUGCCAGAUAAACCAUCCUCUGUGUCAAAGCUCAUGUCCCCCUCCAGCUACUCCCCUUCAGGUACAGACAGGGCUCAGGAUGCUCACCACAAUUUGACAUCAAAAUCUCAGCCAUCUUCAUCCUCUUCCACAUCAUUGCAGCAUCAAGCAGAGAAGAGGCGGGAGUUAGUGCGAUCUCAGACUCUGCCUCGCACCAUGGGAGCUCAGGCACGCAAGGCUAUUUUUGAAAAGUUUGACAUCGACAGUAACAAACCGAAGAGUGGAGAUUUGAAACCAAAACUGAAACGUUCCCAAAGCUUUGGGGUGUCCAGCGCCAGCAGCAUCAAGCAAGUCCUGCUGGAUUGGUGCCGAUCAAAAACAAUUGGCUAUAAGAAAAUCGAUAUUCAGAACUUUUCAUCCAGCUGGAAUGAUGGAAUGGCGUUUUGUGCCCUCGUUCACUCCUUUUUCCCUGAAGAAUUUGACUACGAUGAGCUGGUCCCUGCUAACCGCAAGCAGAACUUUGAAUUGGCCUUCACCAAAGCUGAGGAGCGUGCCAACUGUGAUCGACUGAUUGAAGUGGAAGACAUGCUUGUGAUGGGCCAGAAGCCAGACCCCAUGUGCGUGUUCACCUAUGUGCAGUCCUUGUACAACCACCUCCGCAAAUUUGAGUGAAGCUGGCUUAUGUUUGACGGAUGAGAGCUGCCUUUCAACUGCAAUGAAACCAAAGUGGAAGAAAAAAAAGCAAAACAAACAGGGCAAGAAUCAGUACGUUCACGUCUUACUAAUGUUGGAGCACUGAGACAUAUCUGUAAACACAAAUCAGAAUGCAAGGCCAUUGGAGUCACCAGAGGAUCUGAAAAGUUUCCAAAGCACAGGAGAGGUUCAGAACUCUCAGAGAAGAUCCCACACCCUGCAGGUGUACCACAAAGUCCAGCAUGCAGAUACAGACCAAUAAGUCUCUCAUAAAGUGGCAUGAAGGGGUCAUAUGGUUAUCUUCAAAAAAAUUAUGGAUUUAUCCACCUUGGAUAAUCCACUCAAGGCAGCUUGAAAUAAAAAGUCACCAUUUUAUUUUUACUUUUUGUUCACAGAGUAGAUGAAGUGUUCAUGUUACCUGAAACUAUGAAAAUGCAUUUGUCCUUUACAUUCUGCCUUGUGAAUAUAAAAAAAUGACUGUAAUAUAUGAAUUAUGUCUUGGACAUUUUUACUUGUUCAUCAUAGGCAAAAACCUAAAUGCUGAUCCCUGAGACUACGAGUUGGCGGUAAUGCUUUAAAACAGACUUCUCCAAAUGGCAACAUAUAUUGACAUACUUAGUAAGUGAAUUUCUGCAGUAGAAUUAUAUGCACAAUCCAUUCAUAAUAUUGUGUUUUCACUAAAUGUACUAUUCAUCAUUAACAUUUUUGGAGGAGGCUUCAUGUAAUCAUUUAACACCUGGAAGCCAGGUGUGCCUAUAUUAUACAAAGUGUUUUUCUAAAAUAACCAACAGAUAACAGGCUUAUGCUUCUGUUUUACUUACAGUAUAUCCCAAAAAUUGCAGCUUACUUGUCACUUAUAUUUAUACAAGGCAAUGGGUGACCGUCAGAGUGUAAACACUUCACUGUUAACUGCCAGUAGUUUACUGGAUAAGCAUAAUGUUUCUGGUUUAGUCUCAACUAGGGACUCACUAUUUCAUCAUCCUUUAACCUGCCACUGUGUAAAAUUCUUUUGUAAGUUAUUAAGCAACUGUACUAUCGCAUGUAGUAUAGUUGGCCUGCUUGAUGAGCACUAGCUAGAAAAAUAUAACACAUGAAGCAUGACAGCAGUGAAGAUGUAAGGAGAAGUAAAUGUGAAACAGAGAUGUUCCAGUGAUGACUCCACCUUCACUUUACAUCUCUUCCAGGAGCCAUGCUUCAUUAUAGAGAGAUCUAAUUGAGGCUUUAGUUCAAUCUGUUACAUGUGGAUGGGCUUUAACAAUCAGAUCUGCCUAGCAGUGAAGAGAAAUCUCACAAAUUGCACCCUGAGGGUCCUGUAUCUUGUAAAAUAAACCUGCAGAGUAGCUUUGCACUUGAACCAUUCAUCUGGCUAUUUACAAGGAUAGCCUGUUCAUAAAUAUUCCACCUCUGGAGACAAACUCCCAUUACUUCAGAAAUAUGACAAACCUUCAAAAGGGAAAAAGAGAAUGUUAGAUAACAUUUGUAUUACUGGGAAAAGCGAACAGUUAAAUGAAUGUCAUAAAACAAAGAGACAGUUAAGUAAAUCAGGUCAGCAGAGCAAAAGCGUUCAACAAAUAAUUAUCAGUGGUUCUCAACUUUCGGUCCUCGGGGUCCCCUGUGGCUGCAGAUGUUUGUCCAUACCCAAUUCUUCUCUUAAUUCAACUCCUACCUCAAUUAAGCAAACCAUUAUUACCCAGUUCAUACGUUUUUUAUAACCAUCUGGAAAUUACAAGCUGGUUAUGCUAUAUGUUUGGUGAAUGAAGUAGGACUUUAUAUAUGUUAUAUGGCUAAGAAUUCUUUUUCUUUUUAUAUAUAUGUUUAAUGUUCUGGUUAUUUAGACAAUUAAUUUACUAAUAAGAACACAAGUAAGUAACAUUGAUGUUUUCUCAAUCACAUGCUGAUGUCUGCUCUGCUCAACAUUAAUUGUCUGUAUUCAGAUACAAUUAAGAAAGAAAACUAAUCAGAAAAUGUGAAUAGAGAAAAAAAGUAGACAUUUAAAGAUCCAGAAAAAAUACAAAUAGGUCUUAAUUUCCUUUAACUGUAAAUCGAACAAUACUACACUUUUCUAAAUGCAAAAUAUAAAGAAAAAAUGGGUGAGCAACUGUAAAUAAAUAAUGAGAUCAGUUAAUGCUAACUGACUGAGAAACUGGUUGGAGCAAAUCCUGCAGCCACAAGGAGCUCAGGGAACUGAACACUGAGAACUGGCUUUGGAUUUCCCAAGGCACGGAAUUUUGGGAAAAUUAUUCUUCCAUACAAUAAAUAAUAUAUUUCUGUAUGGACCCUAAUUUGUUAACUCCAAUCUUUUAUGCCAAAAUCAACUUUACAUUUAUAUAACUUAUAGUGUAGUGCUAUGUAUUACUUUUUGUCAUCAAAGGGUGAAAAAUGACACAGCCUUAUUCUAACCCCUGCUUUCACUAAGUGGAUGGCCAAAAGAUAAAACAAUACAAACCAUACAUCCUAAACUGGGAAACAAGCAUUGGGUACAUAACUCUCACAAUUGUUCCAUUAACAGUUGAAAAGCUGGUCAAAUCAGUCAUGUAAUGUUUUUAAAAGAGUGGUGACAUUUAAAAGCAGCUGCAAAACUUUUUGAGGCUAAGGCUCAAGAGAAAGACUUAAAAGGUAAUGAGCACAAAAUUGAAGUCAGUCUGUCCAUUGAAUUGGUGCCUUCUGAGAAAGUAGGACAAAUGAACUUGGAAAGAACAGCUGGCAGACUGAGAUGUGGGGGUGGGCAUUGAAGCAGUUCUCACAAGUUUAGGAACAAAGUGUUCUCAUGUGAAAUGUAGAAAUCUCACAUGCACUUCGAGGUGGCUCAAGGGCACCCUCUGCUGUUCUUAAUAGCAACAGAGUCUGCCAUGAAAGCCUUUCUGACUGACACAAGAUUAUGACUAUUUAUAAAAGGAAACUAUUAAUUUAUUUGAGAAAUAAAAAGAAGAAUAACCCUU
Messenger RNA from Polypterus senegalus (gray bichir), 4862 nucleotides. RefSeq names its product smoothelin, like (gene smtnl2). The record is from RefSeq and is a predicted model, not a curated record. Gene Ontology annotation, cellular component: microtubule organizing center; I band; M band. The transcript is spliced from 9 exons. NCBI's taxonomy places the organism in Eukaryota, Metazoa, Chordata, Cladistia, Polypteriformes, Polypteridae. Bases 391 to 1902 code for a protein of 503 amino acids. Gene Ontology annotation, biological process: actin cytoskeleton organization; positive regulation of vasoconstriction. Gene Ontology annotation, molecular function: tropomyosin binding; protein phosphatase 1 binding.